Messenger RNA from Ilex paraguariensis (yerba mate), 498 nucleotides. NCBI's taxonomy places the organism in Eukaryota, Viridiplantae, Streptophyta, Magnoliopsida, Aquifoliales, Aquifoliaceae. The record is from the annotation of a GenBank genome assembly.
AUGUCCUUGCUUCAAGUUGACCAACUCAACCAGCUAAGGGACAUCUUCUCACGCUUCGACAUGGACUCCGACGGCAGCCUGACCCACCUGGAGCUCGCGGCCCUCCUCCGGGCUCUCGGACUCAAACCCUCCGGUGACCAAAUCCAUUCUCUCUUAUCCAACAUAGAUUCCAAUGGAAACGGCGCCGUUGAAUUCGACGAACUGGUCAAUGCCAUAAUGCCGGACAUCAACGCAGACAUACUCGUAAACCAGGAACAGCUUUUGAAGGUUUUCCAAUCAUUCGAUCGCGACGGCAACGGCUACAUCACCCUUGCAGAACUUGCAGGAUCAAUGGCCAAAAUGGGUCAGCCAUUAACGUAUCGCGAGCUCACGGAGAUGAUCCGAGAGGCUGAUACAGAUGGAGAUGGUGUCAUUAGUUUCAAUGAAUUUGCAACCAUUAUGGCCAAGUCUGCUGUGAAUUUUCUUAGCCUACCAGGAUGCUUAUAUUUAAAGCGCUGA